This is a messenger RNA of Ficedula albicollis (Collared flycatcher), 1142 nucleotides long. It is a transcript of the gene VDAC3, whose product is annotated as voltage dependent anion channel 3. The transcript has 9 exons. Gene Ontology annotation, biological process: monoatomic anion transmembrane transport. Gene Ontology annotation, molecular function: voltage-gated monoatomic anion channel activity. NCBI's taxonomy places the organism in Eukaryota, Metazoa, Chordata, Aves, Passeriformes, Muscicapidae. Gene Ontology annotation, cellular component: mitochondrial outer membrane. Bases 23 to 877 code for a protein of 284 amino acids. The record is from RefSeq and is a predicted model, not a curated record.
CUUCCCGUAUGUUUCAGAUCCAAUGGCUGUCCCACCGUCGUACAGUGACUUGGGAAAGUGUGCCAGGGAUGUUUUUAACAAGGGAUAUGGAUUUGGAAUGGUCAAAUUAGAGUUGAAGACCAAGUCGUCCAGUGGGGUGUUGGAGUUCACCGCAACUGGUUCUUCCAACAUGGACACAGGCAAGGCUUCAGGCAGUCUAGAGACCAAAUACAAGGUCAAAGACCAGGGGCUGACAUUCGUCCAGAAGUGGAACACAGAUAACACACUGGGAACAGAAAUUUCUGUUGAGAAUCAGUUGGCUGCAGGGUUGAAGCUGGCUAUUGACACUACAUUUGUACCAAACACAGGGAAGAAGACUGGAAAGUUGAAGACCUCCUACAAAAGAGAUUAUAUACAUGUAGGCUGCAAUGUAGACAUUGAUCUCUCUGGACCAACCCUUUAUGGCUGGGCCGUGUUGGGCUUUGAAGGCUGGCUUGCUGGCUACCAGAUGGCUUUUGAUACAGCCAAGUAUAAGACUACACAAAAUAAUUUUGCCUUGGGAUAUAAGGCAGGAGACUUUCAGCUGCACACUAAUGUGAAUGAUGGCACUGAGUUUGGUGGGUCUAUUUAUCAGAAGGUUAAUGAUAAAGUGGAGACAUCAGUCAAUCUUGCAUGGACUGCUGGCAGUAACAACACACGUUUUGGUAUUGCUGCAAAGUACCAAAUGGAUGAGAAGACUUCUGUUGUGGCUAAAGUCAACAAUGCCAGCCUCAUUGGAAUUGGUUAUACUCAGACCCUCCGACCUGGUGUAAAGCUGACCCUCUCAGGCUUGAUUGACGGCAAGAAUUUCAGUGCUGGAGGUCACAAAAUUGGGCUGGGAUUUGAGCUGGAAGCUUAACACAGCUUUAAGUAAAACAACUGGUGGUGCUCUGGAAGAUGAAGGAAAAGUGCACCCAGUGCAUUUCAGCCUUAAUAUUACUCUGAAAUUUGAAGAAGUGUGAACUUUCUACUCUUCCCAAGAAUGACUUUAACCCAAUGCUGAAGUCCAGAGUGUGCCAGCACAACAAAGGAAGACACUUGAAGGCAUGCAUGGAAGUUGUGAUGUUUGUGCCACAUUUCAGUUUCCUGUAUUUUAAAUCUGUUCCAAAAAAAAAAAAAAACCA